AUCCGGACUGUCCCUAAAUUCUUGUAGAGCAGAGACUUUUGAUUGAUCUAAAAAUUGGCAUCUCACGCUCUUUCUCUCUUUUUCCUAUUUCUCUCUCUCUCCAUAUUACACUCGUAUUAAUUAAGCAAAUGAAAUCUUAUUACUUCGGUUAACAAGGGGGAAAUCUUGGUUCCACCAUUUCUUGGUACUCUCUCUCUUAAAAGCGAGUAGGAGAGCAAAAACAGAGAGGAGAGGAUGAAGAUGGACAUGAAAGCAGAGACGUUGACGCUGGUAUUGGUCAAUCUGGCUGGGAUCAUGGAGAGGGCCGAUGAGUCUCUGCUUCCUGGAGUCUACAAGGAAGUCGGCUUGGCUCUCCACACCGACCCAACUGGCCUUGGCUCCCUCACUCUCUACAGAUCCAUAGUACAGUCGGCUUGCUACCCACUCGCCGUCUACCUCUCUGUCCGUCACAACCGUGCCCACGUCAUCGCCCUCGGCGCUUUCCUCUGGGCCGCCGCCACUUUCCUCGUCGGCAUUUCCUCCACUUUCUUUCAGGUGGCUAUUUCAAGAGGUUUGAAUGGAAUAGGACUUGCCAUAGUCACACCAGCCAUUCAGUCCCUAGUUGCAGACUCAACUGAUGAGACCAACCGUGGUAUGGCUUUUGGAUGGCUACAAUUAACCGGAAACUUUGGUUCAAUCAUUGGUGGGCUUAGUGCAGUGCUGAUAGCCUCAACAUCAUUCAUGGGUAUUCCAGGUUGGAGAAUAGCUUUCCAUCUGGUUGGACUAAUUAGUGUUAUAGUUGGUGUUUUGGUUCGCCUCUUUGCCAAUGAUCCCCGCUUUUCUGAUAGUGAUGCUAAAGCUCAAAUUCCACGUAAACCCUUCUUGUCUGAACUGAUGGACCUGGUUAAAGAAGCAAAAUCAGUAAUAAAAAUACCGUCUUUCCAAAUAAUUGUGGCCCAAGGUAUCGCAGGAUCAUUUCCUGGGUCAGCUUUGUCAUUUGCUCCUAUGUGGUUAGAGCUCAUUGGUUUCUCCCACAAGAAAGUGGCAUUACUUUGGACCCUUUUCGUUAUGGCUGGCUCACUUGGUGGUCUGUUUGGAGGAAGGAUGGGGGAUAUCCUUGCCCAACGCUUUCCAAAUUCUGGGAGAAUAAUUCUUGCACAGAUUAGCUCCAUUUCAGCUGUCCCUCUAGCUGCAAUACUGCUGUUAGUAUUGCCUGAUGAUCCUUCCACGACAUUUAUGCAUGCUUUGGUCUUGUUUAUCAUGGGAUUCUACACAUCCUGGAAUGCUCCAGCUGCAAACAAUCCAAUAUUUGCAGAGAUAGUUCCUGAGAGAUCUCGAACGAGCAUCUAUGCCUUGGAUCGAUCUUUUGAGUCCAUACUAGCUUCAUUUGCUCCGCCUGUAGUUGGGGUUCUGGCACAGCAUGUUUUUGGUUACAAACCAAUUAAAAAAGGAUCAACAGACUCGGAAGAAAUUGAAACGGAUAGAGAGAAUGCUGCAGCACUUGCCAAGGCACUUUACGUAGCAAUUGCCAUUCCUUUUGCGGUAUGUUGCCUCAUAUACUCCUUCCUCCACUGUAGUUAUCCAAGAGACAGAGAGCGGGCAAGAAUGCAUGCUUUAAUAGAGUCAGAUACUCAACUGGUUGAAAAUCCUGCUCCAGGAGAAGAAUACUCUCAACUUCAUGUUUCAGGAUCUGAUAAGCUACAGGAAAAGGAAAUAAGUGUGACUGAAAUGGAUUAUGAAGCUAAGGAAACCCUUGAUUUUGAUGAGAAUGAUAAGAAGAGAUUGCUUUCCCACGAGAUGGCUCUUUCAGAUUCUAGAUAGCAAAUAAACAUGAUUGAUGGAAAGCUGGUUCACACAAGUUGGACGAGCACUAAACCAUUUUCAUUCAAAUUACAUUCACCAACAUUGUUUCCCCAAACUUGGUAUGUGCUUGCAAGAUCCCCUUCCAAGUCUAUAUUCAUAUGUUGUUUGCGUCUUGUUACCUUUUAUUUACUCACGCUGUCUAAGAAGCAAGCAAGACGUUAUUUUAUUGUUAUUAUUAUUGUUGUCAUUAUUUAUUAUUAUCUAUUAUAUUUUUUUCUAGACCUCUGUUUCACUAUUAUGAAGUUCAAAAACAUCCUAUGAUAUAAAUCAUUUGAGAGUUUCAUUAGUUA
This is a messenger RNA of Camellia sinensis, 2132 nucleotides long. RefSeq lists its product as uncharacterized. The record is from RefSeq and is a predicted model, not a curated record. Gene Ontology annotation, cellular component: membrane. Lineage: Eukaryota; Viridiplantae; Streptophyta; Magnoliopsida; Ericales; Theaceae. Gene Ontology annotation, molecular function: transmembrane transporter activity. Gene Ontology annotation, biological process: transmembrane transport.